This is a messenger RNA of Medioppia subpectinata, 1392 nucleotides long. NCBI's taxonomy places the organism in Eukaryota, Metazoa, Arthropoda, Arachnida, Sarcoptiformes, Oppiidae. The record is from the annotation of a GenBank genome assembly.
AUGGCAGGAAAGAGGAAACACACGAAGACAUCAGACGUUACCGCAGAUGACAGCUAUGAAGACAACAAACAAAAGCCACAAAUCUAUGCGAAGGACUCAAUGGACAGAUUCGGUGAUGAUUUGUGUCAACUCUUGUUAUCCUAUCUGACACUCGCAGACCGUUUUGCCACCGAAUGUGUGUCUAAACAGUUAAGGAGGACUGUCUUCGCGAGUGUUGUGGACAUCACUCUUGACGACAAACUCAUUAGUAAAACACAGGGAAAGGAAUCGAUAGAAGACUUUAAUAAUAUCAUAACUUUAAGCCAUAUAUCGCUGCAAACAAUUGCCAAAAAGUGUGCAAACAUUGCGACCAUUGACUGCACAGGAAUGGUAUUGUCUGACAAACACAGUCCCGAAGUGUUGGGCAUAUUUCGAUACAAUUGCCGGCAUUUACAGGAAAUUUACUGCAAAUUAUUAUCGUAUCAAUUGUUCCCAUCGUUUGGAUCUCUAAUCACACGAAUCUAUUGUAUGGAUUCACCGAAGAGUCAGUCACUCAUUCAAUUGCACCGAUUGUCUCAAUUACAUGCCUUCGAGUUGUCCGACGCCUUCGACAUCACUUCCGGACAGUUAUUGGCGAAGAAUUUACGCAAAUUUUCAUAUAUUCGUGAAUCAAUUUAUAAUAGUCAACAGUUGUCCGCAUUUGUGGCACACAAUCAGUCGCUUAAAAGUCUUGGCCUAAGAACUCAUGAAACAGAUACUAACGAAACGCGGACCGAAAUGUGCGGACAAUUGUCACGAUUAACGCAAUUACGGGAAUUAUCGAUAUAUUUUGUGCUAACGAAUGGUCACAACUCAUUGAACGCGUGUUUGCGUACAAUUGGCUUAAACUGCAAACAAUUGCGCCGAUUGUCACUCGCGUUGCACUCAACUGAUCCCCAACUCUAUGGCAAUACAAUGGAUUCGUUGAGAGUUUAUUCCCGAUUAAAACGAUUGGAUUUAUUAAUACUUGAAAGUAUUGACGAGAAACUGUUGGAACCGUUAAAACUCUGCCACCGAUUAACGCAUUUAACACUCGAUAUACAGCAAAUGAGUGAUAAAUUACUGGAUAAUUGCGGUAACCAUUGGCCACGACUUCAAUACCUAACCAUCAGAUCCGAUGCAAUCACUGCAGAGUGUUUGGUUAAUAUCUCGAGACUACCGGCGCUGCAGACACUAGACAUCCGAUGCCGUCAUAGCAUUGAUCUCUUGGAUAAUGAUUUCUAUGAUCUGUUGUCGAGAAGUCCUAAACUAAAGGACAUUAAAAUCAUUGAAAAAUAUGUUAAGAAGUGUGGGAGGGCUGACAGGAGAGGGGGCCCCCGUGGAGGACAGGGAGGGGCCAGUAAUCGUAAAUGCGAUGACAAUUUGAAUGAAUGA